UGGAAUGAUGUUGAAUGAUGAAGAAAUUGCUUCGAUUGCUGGUUUAAAUGCGUACUUGGACAAUGAUGACGCAACUGCAGGUCGCUUCAAUUUCUCAGAUUCAAUGGGUGAGCAUUGGAAUAACGUAGAUGAAGAUGAAUUCCGAGAGCUUCUUAACUAUGGAAAUCCGACAGAGAAUGUAACCGAUUUAAACAAAAUGGACGUCUGA
Molecule: messenger RNA, 208 nt
Organism: Meloidogyne enterolobii
Lineage: Eukaryota; Metazoa; Nematoda; Chromadorea; Rhabditida; Meloidogynidae
Source: the annotation of a GenBank genome assembly